This is a messenger RNA of Neogale vison (American mink), 2339 nucleotides long. RefSeq names its product chondroadherin like (gene CHADL). Gene Ontology annotation, molecular function: protein binding. Lineage: Eukaryota; Metazoa; Chordata; Mammalia; Carnivora; Mustelidae. Gene Ontology annotation, cellular component: plasma membrane. The transcript has 5 exons. The record is from RefSeq and is a predicted model, not a curated record. Bases 1 to 2130 code for a protein of 709 amino acids.
AUGUGCAUUUGCGACAAUCCCAGACGGCAUGUCGCCUGUCGGCACCAGAACUUCACUGAGGUGCCAAACGCCAUCCCUGAGCUGACUCAGAGGCUGGACCUCCAAGGCAGCAAGCUGAAGGUGAUCCCCCCAGCGGCCUUCCGGGAUCUGCCCCACCUGACACAUCUGCACCUGCGCCGCUGCGGGGUGGAGCUGGUGGCCGAGGGCGCCUUCCGCGGCCUGGGCCGCCUGCUCCUGCUCAACCUGGCCUCCAACCGCCUCAGCUCGCUGCCGCAGGAGGCCCUGGAUGGGCUGGGCUCGCUGCAGCGGCUGGAGCUCGAGGGCAACCGGCUGGAGGAGCUGCGGCCGGGGACGUUCGGGGCGCUGGGGGCGCUGGCCACGCUGAACCUGGCCCACAACGCGCUGGUCUACCUGCCGGCCAUGGCCUUCCAGGGGCUGACGCGCCUGCGCUGGCUGCGGCUGGCCCACAACGCGCUCAGCGUGCUGGCCCCCGAGGCCCUGGCCGGCCUGCCCGCCCUGCGCCGGCUCAGCCUGCACCACAACGAGCUGCAGGCCCUGCCCGGGCCCGCCCUGGCCCAGGCCCGCGCCCUGGCCCGCCUCGAGCUGGGCCACAACCCGUUCACCUACGUGGGCGAGGAGGACGGGCUGGCGCUGCCCGGCCUGCGGGAGCUGAUGCUGGACCACGGCGCCCUGCAGGCCCUGGACGCCAGGGCCUUCGCCCGCUGCCCCCGCCUGCGCAGCCUGGACCUCCGCGGGAACCAGCUGGCCGCGCUGCCCCCGCUGCGGGGCCCGGGCCAGCUGCGCCGGCUGCGGCUGCAGGGCAACCCUCUGUGGUGCGGCUGUGAGGCCCGGCCGCUGCUCGAGUGGCUGGCGCGGGCGCGGGUGCGCUCGGACGGCACGUGCCGGGGGCCGCGGCGCCUGGGAGGGGAGGCCCUGGACGCCCUGAGGCCCGCGGACCUGCGCUGCCCGGGGGACAGGGCGGCGGCGGAGGAGGAGGCGGAGUGGCAGGCGGCGGCGUGGCUCCGCGGCCCUCCUGGCAACCCCCAGGAGGCCGACGGGGCCGCCCGGCCCUGCCCGCGGGCCUGCGUGUGCGCCGCCGAGUCCCGGCACAGCGGCUGCGAGAGCCGGGGCCUGCGGGCCGUGCCCCGCGGCUUCCCCAGCGACACGCAGCUCCUGGACCUGAGGCGGAACCACUUCUGGUCGGUGCCGCCCGCGGCCUUCCCGGGCCUGGGCCGGCUCGUGUCGCUGCACCUGCAGCACUGCGGCCUCACCGAGCUGGCGGCGGGCGCCCUGGCGGGGCUGGGCAGCCUGAUCUACCUCUACCUGUCGGACAACCAGCUCUCCGGCCUCAGCGCUGCCGCCCUCGAGGGGGCCCCGCGCCUUGGCUACCUGUACCUGGAGCGCAACCGCUUCGGCCAAGUGCCCGGGGCCGCCCUGCGCGCCCUGCCCAGCCUGUUUUCCCUGCACCUGCAGAGCAACGUCGUGGACCGCCUGGAACCCGGGGACCUGACGGGCCUGCCCGCCUUGCGCUGGCUCUACCUGAGCGGCAACCGCAUCACCCAAGUGUCCCCUGGGGCGAUAGGCCCAGCUCCGGAGCUGGAGAAGCUGCACCUGGACAGGAACCAGCUGCAAGGGGUGCCCACGGGGGCCUUGGAGGGGCUGCCUGCCCUCCUGGAGCUGCAGCUAUCAGGGAACCCGCUCGGAGGCCUGGCAGAUGGGGCCUUCUGGCCCGUGGGCGGGUCACUGCAGCACCUCUUCCUGAACGACAGCGGCCUGGAGCAGAUUUCUCCCAGGGCCUUUCUGGGUCUGGGGCCACGGCUGAGGAGCCUGCACCUGCAGAAGAACCAGCUGCAGGCCAUACCCGCCCUGCCCCCUUUCAGCCAGCUGGAGCUCAUCGACCUCAGCGGCAACCCCUUCCACUGUGACUGCCAGCUGCUCCCGCUGCACAGGUGGCUCAUGGGGCUGAACCUGCGUGUGGGAGCCACGUGUGCUACCCCUCCCAGUGCCCAAGGCCAGAGGGUGAAGGCUGCAACUGCUGUCUUUGAAACCUGCCCAGGCUGGGCUGCCAAGAAGGCCAAGUGGAUGCCCGCCCCCAGGUCCAAUGCCAGGAGAACCCCCAUGAAGGGAUGACAGCCGAGAGCAGACAAGAUCUGGACAAUGACUCUGUCGCUUCCAUUCUAUGAUAUCUGUCCCCGCUCCUCACCUCCUCUACCUCUGGCUGGGCCCAGGUGGGUCUGUGAGGAAAUGACUACACUGUCCCAUCCUGUGGGACAGUGGCCUUUCUGAGAAGCCACAGAAUACCCAGAGCCAACAUUCUAGAAGCAAUGCCACUAUUGCCA